Messenger RNA from Fonsecaea multimorphosa CBS 102226, 699 nucleotides. RefSeq lists its product as uncharacterized. The record is from RefSeq and is a predicted model, not a curated record. The transcript has 3 exons. Gene Ontology annotation, biological process: superoxide metabolic process. Lineage: Eukaryota; Fungi; Ascomycota; Eurotiomycetes; Chaetothyriales; Herpotrichiellaceae. Gene Ontology annotation, molecular function: superoxide dismutase activity; metal ion binding. Gene Ontology annotation, cellular component: mitochondrion. The coding region runs from base 1 to 699 and encodes 232 amino acids.
AUGGCUUCGUUGUUCCGAUCUGUCGCCCGUCCCUCCACCUUGAGAGCUGUUGCAGCUACCAAUCCCGCUCGAUGCCUGACCACCGCCGACAAAACUUUUGUUCGGAUGAAGGCAACUCUUCCUGACCUUUCCUACGACUAUGGUGCCCUGGAACCCGCCAUCUCCGGCAAGAUCAUGGAGCUGCACCACAGCAAACAUCACCAGACCUACGUGAACUCGUACAACGCCGCCGCCGAUCAAUAUGCUGCCGCCGAAGCCAGCGAUGACGUUGCCGCAAAGAUUGCUCUACAGCCACUGAUCAACUUUCACGGUGGUGGCCACGUCAAUCACACCUUGUUCUGGGAGAACCUUGCACCCAAGAACUCGGGCGGCGGCGAGCCUCCCUCCGGAGAGCUGGCCAAGGUCAUUGAUAGCACCUAUGGAAACUUGGAAGAGAUGAAGAAAAAGUUCAAUGCUGCUCUGGCAGGUAUCCAAGGUUCCGGUUGGGCUUGGCUGGUCAAGGACACCCAGACCGGCAACAUCUCGAUCCAGACAUAUGCGAACCAGGAUCCUGUUGUUGGCCGAUACAAGCCUCUGCUGGGUGUCGACGCCUGGGAACACGCUUACUAUCUCCAGUACCAGAACCGAAAGGCCGAGUACUUCAGCGCCAUCUGGGAUGUCAUCAACUGGAAGGCUGCCGAGAAGAGAUUUUCCAGUUAA